AGAUAGAGACGCAGCCACUUCCCUUCCUUACCCUAACCUUGAACGCUUCUCUCAGAUCUCUUCUAGAAAUCAAAACCAUCUCACAAAAGAUGUCGACGAAGAAGAUCGUGUUGAAAAGCUCCGACGGCGAGUCCUUCGAGGUGGACGAGGCCGUGGCUCUCGAGUCUCAGACCAUAGCCCACAUGGUCGAAGACGACUGCGUCGACAACGGGAUCCCUCUCCCCAACGUCACGAGCAAGAUCCUCGCCAAGGUGAUUGAGUACUGCAAGAAGCACGUCGACGCCGCCGCUUCCAAGACCGAGGCCGUCGACGGUGGCGCUUCCUCCGACGAUGACCUCAAGGCGUGGGACGGCGAGUUCAUGAAGAUCGAUCAGGCCACCCUCUUCGAGCUCAUCCUGGCUGCUAACUACUUGAACAUCAAGAACCUUCUUGACCUGACAUGCCAGACGGUUGCUGAUAUGAUCAAGGGCAAGACUCCAGAGGAGAUUCGCCAGACCUUCAACAUCAAGAACGACUUUACACCCGAGGAAGAGGAGGAGGUGCGCAGAGAGAACCAGUGGGCUUUUGAAUGAUCAAUGGCCUGUCAUUGAAGCAAAACCCCUUUUAUGUUAUUGUCCUUCUCUUUACUCUGUGGAUGAUGAUAGACUUGGUUUUCUUUCUAUUUUCGCUUUGCAAUUCAUGACUAUUUUCGUCCUUAUUUAUUAAAUAUUAAGAACCUAUGCUUGCUCAA
Raphanus sativus (radish) is the source of this 730-nucleotide messenger RNA. RefSeq names its product SKP1-like protein 1A. The transcript has 2 exons. Gene Ontology annotation, cellular component: cytoplasm; nucleus. Gene Ontology annotation, biological process: SCF-dependent proteasomal ubiquitin-dependent protein catabolic process. Bases 90 to 572 code for a protein of 160 amino acids. NCBI's taxonomy places the organism in Eukaryota, Viridiplantae, Streptophyta, Magnoliopsida, Brassicales, Brassicaceae. Gene Ontology annotation, molecular function: cullin family protein binding. The record is from RefSeq and is a predicted model, not a curated record.